This is a messenger RNA of Sorghum bicolor (sorghum), 1286 nucleotides long. RefSeq lists its product as uncharacterized. Bases 73 to 984 code for a protein of 303 amino acids. The record is from RefSeq and is a predicted model, not a curated record. The transcript is spliced from 7 exons. NCBI's taxonomy places the organism in Eukaryota, Viridiplantae, Streptophyta, Magnoliopsida, Poales, Poaceae.
CUUCAAGUUGGGCUGCUGCAAAGAGCAGAGCAGCAGCAGCGGAGACCAACCAGUGAGGGACUGAGGGGAGAGAUGGCGAGUCGCGCCGUCGCCUUGCUCGUCGCCGUCGCGCUCGCGGCCUUCCUCCUGCACCCCGCGGCGGCAGCGGCCGGUCAGAAGAAGCCGGCGACGGCCGCGAGGCGGGAGGACAUCCCCUACAUCCGGUGCCAGGUGUGCGAGCGGAUCGCGCGCGAGAUCUCCGCGCAGGUAGCCAAGAAGCAGCAGGCGCUCCCGCCCUCCAAGAAGGUGCCGGAGAUCGAGAUCAUCGAGAUCGCGGAGAAUGUGUGCAACCUGAAGAAGCAGGAGGCGGAUUGGAUGCUCCGGAUCGACAUCGUCGAGAAAGGCGACAAGCUCCAGCUUGUUGAACAAGAUGAGGAAGGGCAUUGCAAUGCAGAAUGCAAGACCAUUGAGCGUGCAUGUCAAGAGGUGAUAGGAUAUGCUGAUACUGAUAUUGCUGAGUUUGUAUACAAAAAUAACCCCUCAGCUGAUCAGCUGAUGAAAUUUCUCUGCAAAGAUCUUUCAAAAGCGUGUGCCAAGGACCCGCCGCCGGUUCCAAAAGAUCGAGUCCCUGGGGAACCAUUUGCAAGGAAGCCAUCAAAAGAUGCUGAGAUGGAAAAGAUAUUGAAAUCAAUGGAGGGUAUGCCGGGAGCUCCAAGCAUGAAGAUGUACUCCAGGGACGAUCUGAUGAAAAAUAACUUUGGUACUGAAGACGACGAUGAUGAAGAUGAUGAAGACGAGGAUGACAACUUCCCAAAGAACUUGGGAAAAGCUCUGAAAGACAAGGGUUCUCAAAAGAAAGACUUGAAACAGCAAGUUGUGCAACAGUUCAAGGAUACCAGUAAAAAGUUGAAAGGGCAUGUAAACAAGGUGUCCAAUGUGGUAAAGAAAUGGUGGAAAGGGGCAAAGAAGCCUGCCAAAUCCAGCAAAAGCAAAACUGAGCUCUGAAGACCACAGCAUUGUUGAAUCAGUUCAGUAAUUUCACCCAUCACCCACGUCUCCUGGAGCAAAGUUUUAGAUGAUUUUCGGAAGAUAAAGUUGCAGCAACACAUCCAGAGCUUUUGUUAGAGAGUUUAGCAUAAACGUGUACAAUUUUUUUUCUGUUAUUUUCAGUGUACACUAGGAGAAGAACUGGACUCUGAUGAUAGUUUUACCAGGCUAGUCGAGUCCCAAUUGGUUGUUGGUGUCUGAUACUCUGUAAAACAAAACAACUGGUGACGUCAGUAAAUUAGAUUAUUGGCUACGCAUAA